This is a messenger RNA of Entamoeba nuttalli P19, 477 nucleotides long. RefSeq names its product peptidyl-prolyl cis-trans isomerase, putative. Gene Ontology annotation, biological process: protein peptidyl-prolyl isomerization. The coding region runs from base 1 to 477 and encodes 158 amino acids. The transcript has 2 exons. Gene Ontology annotation, molecular function: peptidyl-prolyl cis-trans isomerase activity. Lineage: Eukaryota; Evosea; Mastigamoebida; Endamoebidae. The record is from RefSeq and is a predicted model, not a curated record.
AUGAAACUCUUCAUUAUUGUUCUUCUCUUUACCUUAUCAUCAGCAAAUCGUUUUUAUCAUAUGAAUGAUGAUGAUGUCUUCAAAACUAUUAGAAAAGCAGAAAGUGGAAUAGAAAAAUUAGAAGUUAUUGUGAAAAAACAAGAGUUAUGUGAACAUCACAUUGAAUAUGGAGACUAUGUAAGUGUUCAUUAUAAUGGAACUUUACAAGAUGGUGUCCUUUUUGAUACAACUGCUAUUAAAGAUGAACCGUUUACUUUUCAAGUUGGAGUACGACAAGUCAUUCCUGGAUGGGAACAAGGACUAUUAGGUAAAUGUGAAAAUGAUGAAUUGACAUUAAUAAUUCCACCACACCUUGGGUAUGGAGAUCGUGAAGUAGGAAUGAUUCCAGCUAAUUCUAUUCUUAAGUUUGACAUUAAAAUAGUGAAAGUUAUUUCAUAUUUUGAUGCACAAUUUAAUAAAAUUCGAGAUGAUUUAUAA